Molecule: messenger RNA, 594 nt
Organism: Microthlaspi erraticum
Lineage: Eukaryota; Viridiplantae; Streptophyta; Magnoliopsida; Brassicales; Brassicaceae
Source: the annotation of a GenBank genome assembly
AUGGAAUUUAUCAAGACCACUUUGCCGCCUGCCCUGAGUGAGUUAACUCUCCAACAAAAAUGGAUUCGUAUUAUUUUGAUGAGUAGAAAUGGAGUUAUGUUUGUUUUAGUGAAGACUGGUCCUAACAGCCGAAUCCGCGCAACAUACUAUGCCGCGUCCAGACUGCGCGCCCCGGCCGACCCGGGAAGCAUCAUCCCGCGGUUGAGCCGCGCAGUGCACAAUUACUUAUCAAGCAUAGCGCGCGGCCGAGCACACAAACAGAACCGGGAAGCAUCACCUCGAGGUCGACCCAUUUCAAUCCAGCGUCCAGUACCGCGCACGACCGCACUGUCCAACCAGAAGUCCAACGUCCCGCAUCCGGCCCGAACAUUAAACCAAACAAUCCGCCUGGCCGAUUCCCAACGACCGAACGUACAAUCAUCCGGCCAUGAUCGUUCCAACCGUACCGAAGCCCAAUCACGACCCAAUAGCCGGUUAAACACGCCGACCAACCUUCCGAACGGUCUAUUUGGAGCACUAUGGAGCAAUUGGGACGUGAGGAGCAAGGAAGGAUAUUGUGCAUGGACUCAGCUUGACCGCGCAUGCUUGGAAUGA